AUGGUGCAAUUUCCUUGUGCGCUGCAGAGCUGGAGCGUCCCACUGUUCCAAACUCCAACCAGCGGCGUAAAGUUUCCGCCUUUCCCUGAUAACAACAGGAGGAUUCAGAUCACUAGACUAAAACCUAGACAGCACCGGUGGUGGAGAAUAUCCUUGGCAUUGAACACGGGCGGUGGGUUACCCGGAAAUGGAGAGCAGAACGUCAAUGGGGGCGAUGGCGGUGGAGAUGGUUCGGGGCUUGGCGGUACGAGGCUGGGGCGGAUAGUCAGUGCGGGUGGGAGGCAGCUACUGGAUAAGCUGAAUUCGACAAGGAAGAACUUCCCCAUGAAGGUGUUCCUCCUGCUGCUGGGAUUCUACACAGCGAACGCGCUGGCUACGAUACUGGGGCAGACAGGGGACUGGGACGUGCUGGUUGCUGGUGUUGUGGUUGCGGCGAUUGAAGGGAUUGGGGUGCUCAUGUAUGGGAAGAUCAGACCUGCUUCGUUAUCGAAAGAUGAGAGGUUCAGGUAUUUUGUUGGGAUGUUGAAUUUUUGGAAAGCUGGCGUCUGCUUGGGGCUCUUUGUUGAUGCUUUUAAGUUGGGCAGUUGA
Linum trigynum is the source of this 588-nucleotide messenger RNA. The record is from the annotation of a GenBank genome assembly. NCBI's taxonomy places the organism in Eukaryota, Viridiplantae, Streptophyta, Magnoliopsida, Malpighiales, Linaceae.